UAACUAGACAUUGUGUGAAUCAAUGAGUCAGGAAUUGGAAAGCUUUAUAAAGCAGAAAAGUACUAUAUAAAGGUGAUGCAGGUGUGUGGAAGACUACAAAAAAGACUUCUAUAAAGGCUAGUGGAAAUGAGAAUGGAAAAUCUCCUAUUUCUCCUAUUAUUAUGUGCAGCACUUUCUUGUGCUCUUCCUGCAAGUAUGAGACAGCCAAAGGAAGAAGAUGUGCAGCUUAUCCAGAAGUACCUGGAAAAUUACUAUGGCUUUAAGAAAGAUGGGGAGCCUUUUGUUUGGAAAAGUAAUAAUGCAAUGACCCAAAAACUAAAAGAAAUGCAGGAAUUCUUUGGGUUGGAGAUGACAGGGAAACUGGAUUCUGGCACUUUGGACUUGGUACAGAAACACCGCUGUGGAUUCCCUGAUGUAGCUGGGUUCUCCACCUUUGCAGGAGAGCCAAAAUGGACAAAACAAGUCUUGACAUACAGGAUAGUGAACUACACACCGGACCUGCAUCCAGCAGAUGUCAACUCAGCGAUCAAGAAAGCGUUAAGUGUUUGGAGCAGUGUGACCCCGCUGAGAUUCAUCAAGAAGGACAGAGGUGAUGCAGACAUAAUGAUCUCCUUUGCAGCCAGAGGUCACAAUGACUUCAUCCCCUUUGACGGCCCAGGAGGCUCCCUUGCCCAUGCCUAUGCACCUGGAAAGGACUUUGGUGGAGAUGCUCACUUUGAUGAGGAUGAAACAUGGACCAAAAGCACAGAGGGCGCGAACCUGUUUUAUGUCGCUGCCCAUGAGUUUGGCCACUCACUGGGACUUUCCCAUUCCAAAGACCCCAGUGCUCUGAUGUAUCCAGUUUACAGGAAAUUUGACCCUUCAGUACACCUUCUUCAUCAGGAUGAUAUUACUGGCAUACAGUACCUCUAUGGAUCAUCUCCUAACACAAACAAUGAUCAAAGGGAAUCUACUGAGAUAAAAGACCCAACUGAGUCAAAAGAUCCUGCACUGCCAAACAGCUGCAGCUCCAAUUUAACGUUUGAUGCUGUCACCACUUUCCGUGGAGAAAUAAUGUUCUUUAAAGACAAGCAUAUUUGGCGCAAACAUCCAGCAGUCAGAACAGUUGACUUUGAGUUGGUAUCUUCAUUCUGGCCACAGCUGCCACCUGGUGUCGAUGCUGCAUAUGAAAUUCCUGAAAAAGAUGAAAUGGUCAUUUUUAAAGGGAAUGAAUUCUGGGUUGUGAGAGGAGAUAUCAUACUUCCUGGAUACCCCCAAAAACUCUACACCCUGGGCUUUUCAAAGGAUGUUUCCAAAAUUGAUGCUGCCUUUCAUAAUGGAAUUGAGGGGAAAACAUAUUACUUCAUAGUGGACAAAUUUUGGAGUUAUGAUAAAAGAAAUCAGUCUAUGGAUAGGAAGUCAUUACUGCUAAGAGAUGCAUUUCCAGGAAUUAAUGGGAAGAUUGAUGCUGUUUUUCAAUAUGAAAACUUCCUUUAUUUCUUCAGUGGAAGAAAGCAAUUUGAGUUUGACCUUGAUAAGAAGAGAGUUACACGCUUCCUAAAGACAAACUUUUGGUUUCCAUGUUAAGAAAAUUAAAUCUGUAAUGGUGUUGGAAAGAAUGUAUUGUUAUUGUGCUAGAAAAGCUUUUCCUUUUAUAAAUAUAUAAAAUGUAAAGGUACUUCAGCACUAGUCAGAAGACAUCCUGCACAAUCAUCAGUCAUCAGUCCCUGCAUAAUCUGUGUUUCUUUAAAUAAUAGAACAGUAUUUAGCAUAUUGAUGUGCACACAGGAAAGUAGUUAACAUCAGGCUGGCUAGCUUACCUAGCUUAAACAACAAUGCAGUUUUUACUUUUGAUACAAAAUUUGAUUUUGUGAUUGAUUUUAUUAUUUCUGCCAUCUUCUUUUCAUUCUUCUCAACUUCUUCAUCACCCUACAUAGAGCCCUGCCAUAGAGUCAGGAGUCCAUGAGGAAGAGCAUUUCUCUUCCUAAAGCUAGGAUUGCUUUCAACCUGUUUUAAAUAUUUCAAAGCUAAAAAGGAAGACUUAACUAGUUAUUGUAGUUACAGUGAGACAUACAGGAGUUCCAGAGAUCAAUCCCUCCCAGCCUGAGGGGUCCUGAGAGGUGGAAGUUCUUUUUUACACUGACUGGAGAGGCAGUUUAUGUUGGACACCUGAUAAUAGAAGGCUAAAUUUAAAUGUGAUGAAUUCUAAACUAUUGAUUGAUAUAUGCAAUUUCCUGUGCAAUGUGCUCUCAGGGAGGUUGGAGCAGAUGACCCUACUGUUGUCCCUUCCAACCUUACCCAUCCUGUGAGCAAAGGCUCAUUUCCCUGACAUGGGGCACACUGUCAUGUAGGAAAAACCUGGGCACCACUAACCUGCCUCUGCUCCUCUCCAGUUUUCCCUGGACAGUCCCCAUUGGCUGGGGGACACCUGUCCUGUGUCAAUGAGAAGGUGCCCAUCACCUUACCUUAGGGGCUGGGUGGGUAGGGAUCAACAUCCCAGGUAAGAGCAAUAGUGUAUUUCAUACCAUUUAUUUUGCCAUGUUCAAAGGGGACUAUGGGGAUGUUCAAAAUUUAUUGUAAGUUGACUGGAAAGAACAAGAGCAAGGAAAUGAAAGGAUCAAGAUAGGUUGGGAAGGACAGGGAAAAUAGAGGGAUAAGUGCAUGAGAGGGGUUGGUUGUGUGCAAACAGAUUGCAGUCAGCUGCUUUUUUGGCCAUGCCCUGCACAUUUGGUCCUGUCUUCUCAGUAAAUCAUGCCUUAUGUCUGGGUGAGAUCUUUCUGUGUGAGUUUGGGUGAGCUUCAUGCUGGACUGGCUGCUGAAGAGCUUAAGAGAACUGAACACCAGCAGCUGGAGCAUGGCUGCAAGCUACAGGGAUGUGAAUGUUCCUGGGGAUCCAGGAGGUGCAGGACCAGCUGAUCUAAUGGGAGGGCUGUGUGUCAAAGAGGGCUCCUGAGGGCCUCCACACUGUUGGUAUUUCCACAUUGGUGCUUCACCAUGGGACAGAAGUUCUCAUCAGAGGGAGGUGAGCAAUGGGGUGGGGCCAUGAGUCCUUUCCAUAUUUGUCCAAGUGCUCCAUGUUUUCUGCCUGUGACAGCCUCUGUGGCCAGUCUCACAGUGCUCUGGACACAGGGAG
Messenger RNA from Cyanistes caeruleus (blue tit), 3112 nucleotides. RefSeq names its product stromelysin-1-like. Lineage: Eukaryota; Metazoa; Chordata; Aves; Passeriformes; Paridae. Gene Ontology annotation, molecular function: zinc ion binding; metalloendopeptidase activity. Gene Ontology annotation, biological process: proteolysis; extracellular matrix organization; collagen catabolic process. The record is from RefSeq and is a predicted model, not a curated record. Gene Ontology annotation, cellular component: extracellular matrix.